Molecule: messenger RNA, 1715 nt
Organism: Paralichthys olivaceus (Japanese flounder)
Lineage: Eukaryota; Metazoa; Chordata; Actinopteri; Pleuronectiformes; Paralichthyidae
Gene: trim107
Product: tripartite motif containing 107
Source: RefSeq, a predicted model, not a curated record
AUUUCUUCCAGUACCUGACCCCAUGUCUCUGAGUGGGACUGAAGCAACCCCUCCUAACAUGAGUCAUCUAGAUGCUUUGGAGUGGGAGCUUACCUGCCCCAUCUGCUUGCAGCUAUUCUCUGUGCCGGUUUCUCUUCCCUGUGGUCACAUCUACUGCUUUGCCUGCCUCCAGACCAUGGGAGAAGGCCUUGACCAACACAGCUGCCCUGAGUGCCAGGCAUCUUAUCAGGGAACCACAGCCCUCGUGAGAAGCUUCAAAAUGUGCAGCAUGGUGGAGACCUACAAAGCCACUGCUGUGAAAAUUGGCUCCCCUGCCAGCCCUUCUAACGUCGGCCAGGUAGCAGUCAGGAGUCAGGAAAGCUCAGAUACUCUUCCUGUGGACCGAGAACAAAGCAGUAAAAAAGGCAAAAUAGAAAUGGAUGAACCUAAGUUCAGACUGGCGUCUCAGGUCACAGAGUUGAACCUGAAGUUGGAGAUGGCAGAGGGUGUUUUGAAGAAAGAGAAGGAACGGGAGUUAGAGGUGGCCACUGCUAAUACUCAGCUGAGAGAGAAUUCAUCCGAACUGUUAGAGCAGAUAAAGGAUUUGUCACAACGCUAUGUUGUGGAGGUGACGCAGAUCAUUGAGGAGGAGUUAGGUCCAGGUGAGGCCACGAUAGUCUGUCGAGUCAGUAAAGCCUCUGAGCUGACUAAGCAGCUGAGGCGGGCAAUGCUCAUAGCUGAAUCCCUGUUGACUGAAGAAGAUGAGACUGCAUUCAAUGACGAGCUCCAAAGCCUGCAACCGCACAUUGCAGAGUUAAUGGCAAAACCAGUGGGUGAAGAGGAAGACUAUGUGGAGUCAAAAGUCAACCCUGCACGAGUCUGUCCCAAGCUGGAAAACAUGAAUGCUGAGCUGCGGAAAAGACUUGGAGAGAUUCAGCGCUCUCUUCACAGCGCCCUCAACCCUUCAGAGGUAACCUUUGACCAGGAAACGGCCCAUCCUAACCUCGUUCUCUCAGAGGACUUGAAGACGGUAACUUUCAGCCCUACAAAACAGCCCUACCCCUCCUCCCCUCAGAGGUUCACCAACUUCUUCCAGGUCCUCAGCACUCAGAGUUUCUCUGAAGGUGACCACAGCUGGGAGGUGGAGCUUGAAGGCUCCCCAUGGAUCAUCGGAUUUUGCUACAGUGGGAAGCUGGCACGCACCGGGCUGCCCUCUGCCCUGGAAAGCAGCCGGAGCUCCUGGUGUCUGAUGUGGUUCAACAACCUGCUGACGGCCUUUGAGCAGGGUCGCAACGUGCCACUGAAGAAGACCUCAAUGUCAUGUAAACUGGAGAUCAAACUCAGCUUCAAGACCCAUAGGCUGAGCUUCUACAACAUCAGCGCCAUCAGCGGGAAGACUCAUGUGUACACGUUUAAGGCCAACCUGACUGAGCCAGUACACCUGGCGUACAGGAUGAUGUCAGGGCACCCAAAAGCCCGUGUCACUGUUUAUUCUUAAUACAUUUCUAUUACCUAUAUUGUUUACUUCACAGUAAAUGUGCUGCAUUGACCAACAAUGUAAUAAUAUUUAAGAAUCAGAUCUGAAUUGUAUACUGACCGAAUGUUAGAGCCGUUAGAUGUGUCUUGACAGAAGAAAAACUCUUCCCUCAUUUCAAAUAAUUUAUAAAUUUAUAAAUUCUUCUGGAACCUCUGCUUAUUUCUGCUUUGGUUGUUUUGUGUUAUAAUAAAAAACAGUG